Messenger RNA from Penicillium canescens, 414 nucleotides. RefSeq lists its product as uncharacterized. The transcript has a single exon. The record is from RefSeq and is a predicted model, not a curated record. Bases 1 to 414 code for a protein of 137 amino acids. NCBI's taxonomy places the organism in Eukaryota, Fungi, Ascomycota, Eurotiomycetes, Eurotiales, Aspergillaceae.
AUGCUACUACUGGCUGGAGUGCAAUCAGCAGGUGUACUCUUGGGACCCCCACCAGUGCUACAACUACACGACCGUUCAUUUCAGCCCCCGGAUAUUCUGACUUUCGUCCUCUCCACCACCUGCUGGAAAAUUUUGGUGUCUGUUACCGCCCUCGUCCUUCCGUGGUUGUAUACUCGAAGGGGCUUCGUGAGCCGAAAGCUCAACACCAUUCUCGGUGUUUCAAUCUUCGUACUUUACUUUGUCACCUCCAUCUUCUGGCUAGCUUGCUUUGCUGGUGUCGUCGCUGAGCUCGGUGGCGGGAGCUGGCUUGACAUCGUAAAUGCUGUCAUUGCCUUUCCGUUCUCCUCUGGUAGACCUUCCCGACUCAACUUCACUCCUUCACUCCUUAUGCUAAUGAACACCCGCUACUCCUAG